Messenger RNA from Komagataella phaffii GS115, 1368 nucleotides. RefSeq names its product Peroxisomal membrane protein (PMP). Lineage: Eukaryota; Fungi; Ascomycota; Pichiomycetes; Pichiales; Pichiaceae. Gene Ontology annotation, cellular component: peroxisomal membrane. The record is from RefSeq and is a predicted model, not a curated record. Gene Ontology annotation, molecular function: protein-macromolecule adaptor activity. Gene Ontology annotation, biological process: protein import into peroxisome membrane. Bases 1 to 1368 code for a protein of 455 amino acids. The transcript has a single exon.
AUGUUGGAGUACACGGCAGGAUUAAUAAGACGAAACAAGAAAAAGUUUCUUAUAUCCUCUGGAAUCAUAGGAGUAGGUUACUAUGUAACCAAAACUAUCAAUAACAAGAUCCAAGAAUUCCAAAACCGAAUUAGAGAGGAAAACUUUGCCAAAGAGCAAAUCAAGCGUCGGUUUCACCAGACGCAAAGUGAUUGCUACAUGACCUUUCUAUCACUGCUGCCAGUACUUUGUGAACCAAUUAUGGACGAUUUGCCAGUAGAGACUAUCACCAAGCAGCUCCAAAUUAGACGGCUAGAAAAACAAAUUGGCAACAAAGAUGUUAAGAAUUCCGGAUCCACUGUGCUUAGUGACGAUUUCUCAACAUCUCAAGAGGGAGCGAUAUCGGAGGAUACUAACAAACCUCCUGAACUGAAAAGUAAAAAUCAAUUGUGGCAAGAGCUAAAAAUCAAAGCAAUAACAAGAUUUCUCACGCUGAUAUAUUGUGAAUCCUUGCUGAUUGUAUUCUUACACCUUCAGCUUAAUAUUCUAUCGCGCAAGUCUUAUCUUGAGACUGCAAUCAGGCUGGCUUCUGAGACCCAGGGGAUAGAUUUGGUAGAUCAAGAGUCUAAUGGUGACUUUUCUGGCAACACUCAGGAUGAAAACUUAUCCGAACAAGCAUUCUUGAGUUUUAGUUGGUGGCUGCUCAACAAGGGAUGGCUUGAGAUAAAGAACAAGAUUGAGCCAUGUGUUGAACAACACUUUGGAGGUAUAAAUCCCAGACAGCAAUUGAAGAUAAAUGAGUUUGCCGAGCUUUUAAACAAAUGUCAAAAUUGUAUUGACCUGAAGGUUUUAAAUCUUACCGAAGAUGAUAUACAUUUGGGAGUCGGUGUUAUCGAAGACCAGUCCCAGCCUGUUGGAAGAAAAAGCACUAACUUUAUCACAAACGCUUUAUUACCACCCAAAGAGUUUGAGUUUUUCCUUUUGCAACAGACAAAUGAUUUAGACUUUUUAUCCCGCUUCAACAAUAAUAUCGUCAAUACUGAGAGCUUGAACAUGUUAUUGGAUGAAUUAAACAACUAUCUGAACAAUGCGGACAUCAAUCUGAUAGUCAACAAAUUGGCUACCCUAGGUAUUACCAAAGUUCUGGAUGAAAUAGUUCUCAACCUAUUACAGAAGAAUCGACCGAACCCAAUUUCAGAUAUGAAUAUACGUGAUAUUGAUCUCAAUGAUUUUCCCCCCUACAAAUUAGCAGCUUUGCUGGCAAACAUAACCAAACAGUCUAUUUCGUUGACUAACAACUCUGUGGAGAACCCUAUUUUAGCAGACUUAAACAAUUUACCGGAACUUAAUGAUCUCAGCGCAAGUGUAUACUCUAAUUUUGAUCCUUAG